Gongylonema pulchrum is the source of this 333-nucleotide messenger RNA. Lineage: Eukaryota; Metazoa; Nematoda; Chromadorea; Rhabditida; Gongylonematidae. The record is from the annotation of a GenBank genome assembly.
GAGCAACGAGCCGAAACGCAAUAUCAUAUGCAAAUUAUCGUUGUUUUUCAACAGAAAGACAAUACGAGCUCCAUGCAAUCGUUUCUGGCACAGUGUCUUCAUCAGAAAAUACAGUACCAGAAACAGGUUAUACCAAAACGGAUCGAAGAAGCACUGGAAGAACUGCGCUUGAUACCAGCGAAACUAGAACAAAAAGCACCAGUGCCUGAAUGUGUGAUGCGCAUUGUUACUGAAGAGGAGCAUGGACAUGGUGAGGAUGGUACUGAGGCGAAUAUUGUGGAUCUUGGACAGCCGAUGAGGAUCGAAUGGAGUUUGGUACCCGAAUCAGGUUGA